Molecule: messenger RNA, 1431 nt
Organism: Aspergillus campestris IBT 28561
Lineage: Eukaryota; Fungi; Ascomycota; Eurotiomycetes; Eurotiales; Aspergillaceae
Gene: gel6
Product: putative 1,3-beta-glucanosyltransferase
Exons: 2
Coding region: 1-1431 (476 amino acids)
Biological process (GO): fungal-type cell wall (1->3)-beta-D-glucan biosynthetic process
Cellular component (GO): fungal-type cell wall; cytoplasm
Molecular function (GO): 1,3-beta-glucanosyltransferase activity
Source: RefSeq, a predicted model, not a curated record
AUGCCAUCCCUCCCCUGGUCGACUAUCUCCCUUUUGCUAGGGAGCUUCUCCCUAACGGCCAACGCCGUGCAGACCAUCUCAGCUGUCGGAUCCAAGUUCUUCUACGAAGAUGGAACGCAGUACUUCUUGAAAGGCAUCGCGUACCAGCUCAUCCCCGAAGACCCUCUGAUCGAUGUCGCGCAGUGCAAGCGCGAUGCCGCUCUUAUGGGUGAGCUGGGCGCCAACUCGAUCCGCGUCUACCACGUGGAUCCAAAGGCCAACCACGACGGAUGCAUGAAGGCCUUCGCCGACAAGGGCAUUUACCUCUUCCUGGACCUGGACACAUUCGACACCGCCAUCGACCAGACCACCCCCAAAUGGACAGAAGAGCAAUCCAACGCCUUCAAAGCUGUCAUGGACGCCUUCCACCAAUACGACAACCUCGCCGGCUUCUUCGUCGGCAACGAAAUCCUCACCACAAAGGAGGGCUCCCCAGCAGCACCGUACGUCCUUGCCGCUGUCCGCGACAUGAAAUCCUACCGCAACAAGAAGCACUACCGCAACAUCCCAAUCGGCUACUCCGCAGCAGACAUCGCCGAGCUGCGCCCCAUGCUCCAGAACUACCUUGCGUGCCGCGACGACGCCGCGGAGCGGGUCGACUUCUUCGCGCUCAACGCCUACGAGUGGUGCGGCGACGCGAACUACAAAACCUCGGGCUACGUCAACCUCCAAGCGCAAGCCAAGGACUACCCCGUGCCGAUCUUCUUCUCUGAAACAGGCUGCAACGUCGCGCGCCCGCGCCUCUUCACUGACCAGCACGCGAUCUUCUCCGACCCCAUGGUCGAUACCUGGUCGGGCUCUAUCGUCUACGAAUGGAUCCAGGAGACGAACGACUACGGGCUUAUCAGCUACGGUCCUGAGGAGCCGAACGCCCCCGCUACCAAGACGAACGUCCAGGACGGCUUCGUCCGCAGCGGCAAGCCUACCCCUAUCCAGCCGGACUUUGAUAACCUCAAGGCCCAGUGGGCGACCCUUAGCCCUAAGGGCGUCCCCUUCGAUGACUACGUGAAGACCACCGGCCAGAUCAAGCCCCCAGCUUGUCCGGCUCCCACGGGCGGCUGGCUCGUCGACGCCGACAAGCCGCUGCCUACGCUGGGUGACGAGUUCCAUCGUCCGGCGGAGACGGAUCUCCCGACUGGUCAUGGUCACAGUCACGGUAAGGAGGAGAGUGGCAAAGAUGGUGAGAGCUCUGGUAGCUCCUCGUCCUCGUCCUCCGGUAGUGAUGGUAACGGUGGUUCCACCAGUCAUGGACCUUCGUCGUCCGAUCCCUCAUCGACAGAUUAUGAGCUGAGCAACGGUGCUGGAAGCCUUGCUGCGCGGCCGUUUGAUGGGGCGAUGAGCUUGGCGGUGUUGGUUUGCUCGGCUGUUGGAGGGUUGGCUUUGUGGCUGUAG